Molecule: messenger RNA, 390 nt
Organism: Lactuca virosa
Lineage: Eukaryota; Viridiplantae; Streptophyta; Magnoliopsida; Asterales; Asteraceae
Source: the annotation of a GenBank genome assembly
AUGAUUCCAACGAGUUACACCACAGUUUUCAGAAGACAUCACAAAUCAAGAGGUUUUCGGGUCAACCCGAAAAGAUUUUCAGUUCAAGGGUUACGUACAAAGUUAUUUAAUUUCUUCAAGAUUCUUAUAAGAUCAUGGAAGUCGUAUUCUUCUUCUUUGUUAUACACCAAAAGCAGGUCGAAGAGAUGUAGCAAGGUAAGAGAUUGUAGUAGCCCCAAAAGCACAGUAACGACAGGGAAUGUUGAUCAGAGCUAUGUUUGUAGGUUAAGAUCGAAUUCUUUCUAUGCAGAAGCCAUUGCUGAUUGCUUGGAGUUUAUAAAGAAUUCUUCUGUUUCUUUAGAUGAUAAGUAUUUGACACAUUAUAUGUUGGAUAUUUCACAUGGGUGUUGA